AUGGGAAUUACUUGUUCGAAUAAAUAGCGUGUGAUAAAGGAAAUAGAUAAGAUAGAUAGGUGUAUCAUGUUAUUUAAAUAUAAGCAAUAUUGAGCCACUAAAAUGCUAAAACAUCCAAUAAGAUACAAAUUAAGAAGAAUAUGAGUGUAAAUUUUGGAACAGGAAAAAAAAUUAAUGGCAACGAAAAAUUAUAUAAAUCGAAUUUACAAAAGUUGAUGAUGUUAUUGAAGUUAAGUAUCUUUUAGAUGGAUAAAUUAUAAGAAGGUAAAUAUUUUUCUACAAAAAAUACAUAGAGAAGAAUAAAAAGAUAUUAGUGUGAAGCCUCAAGUCUUAAUUAAUUUAGAACAAAUCUAUUAUCUUGAAUGGCUUGGAAAAUAUUAAGAGAAUUUUAAGAAGAUGGGAAAAUGGACAGCUAUUUGGAAGGGAGAAAAAAUUACAGAAGUGGGUGGGUAUUACUCUAAUGAGGGAAAAAAGAAUGGUAUUUGGAAUGACAUCAUAAAAAAUUAUGGAGAGUAAAAUAAUUUAUAUUUUGAAUUAAUAGACUGAGUCCUGUUUUUGAAAUCGGAGAAUACAAAGAUAAUUAAAAAAUAGGAUAAUGGAUAUAUGUUUUUGAGGGGAUGAAUAUGUAAAUUUUUCUUAAAUUUUACAGCGGUGGUGGAAAUUACAGCUAGUACAGUAAAAAGGAAGGAAAAUGGAUUGAUUUGAGUGAUUAUUUUUGCAAGUAUUUUUGGAUUAAUUAUUAGUUAGUGUAAGGUAACAUAUNUAAUUAAAAAUGUACUUUAUAGCCCUACAAAACUUAAGUCUUGCAUCAUAUAUGACAAAACAUUGCUUAGAAAUAUCAUUGAAAUGUUAUAAAAUUUGUUUAACUUUCAUAAAUCUAGGAUGGGAUAAAAUUUUUAUCUUUUAGCUUUACAAAAAAUAAUGAUUUGCUAUUUAAAAAGUUUAGAAACCAUCUUUUAAUACCUUGGAUCAAAUUGUGAAAAAAUAAAAUCUUUAAACUAUUUAACACUAAUAAUUCUAUAACUUAUAAAAUUGAGUUAGAACCUUAUGAUAAGGAAAGUUAAAUAUUGA
This is a messenger RNA of Paramecium octaurelia, 1071 nucleotides long. NCBI's taxonomy places the organism in Eukaryota, Ciliophora, Oligohymenophorea, Peniculida, Parameciidae. The record is from the annotation of a GenBank genome assembly.